ACUGGGGUAUUUGGCUCAGUCAAGAUCAGGAAGUCGAUCUAAAGAGAGACAACGACAAUGAGAAUCACCGAAGAAAAAAAGGAAGACUUUUUGACUUAAAGCUAUAAACUAACAGUGCUGUAUUUACUCUACAACUUAAUAUCAUACAGAUCAUUAAUUAAUAACUUAAUAAUUACACAAACACAUAACGAAAGUGAUAUCGACAUUAUUUGAAGGGGGCAAUUGGUGGAGAAAGGUGUGAAAUGACGGUUACUUCAAUUACUUCAAGCUAUUCGAUGAUGCGGCCCUGUUUCUCUGCAUAUCCUUUCCAAGAUUUGAACUCGAUACCUGGACAAGGUCGGGUAAAUCAGUUAGGUGGUGUUUUCAUAAAUGGACGACCGUUACCCAAUCAUAUACGUUUAAAAAUUGUAGAAAUGGCUGCACAAGGUGUACGGCCUUGUGUAAUAUCGAGAAAUUUGAGAGUUUCACAUGGCUGUGUAUCAAAAAUUCUGAAUCGCUAUCAGGAGACUGGUAGUAUUCGACCAGGAGUAAUUGGCGGCAGCAAACCGCGUGUUGCCACACCUGAGGUUGAAUCAAAAAUUGAGAUCUACAAACGUGACAAUCCAAGCAUUUUUUCUUGGGAAGUUCGAGAUCGGUUAAUUAAGGAUGGUGUAUGUGAUAGAACAACCGCUCCUAGUGUUUCUGCAAUAUCUCGUCUUAUAAGAGAUCGAGAUCCAGAGGAUUCAAAACUAGUAGAUGGAAAGACAAGCUCGGGAUCUGAUUGUGAAAGUGAACCUGGUAUUCAACUGAAACGUAAACAGCGUCGCAGUCGCACAACUUUCACAGCCCAACAGUUGGACGAGCUAGAACGCGCAUUCGAACGGACUCAGUAUCCGGACAUCUAUACUCGCGAAGAACUUGCCCAGCGCACCAAGCUUACCGAGGCACGCAUUCAGGUUUGGUUCAGCAAUCGGCGGGCUAGGUUACGUAAGCAAUCAGCUUCCAGUGGUUACGUAGGAUCUGUGCCGUAUCCUGCUGCGGCCGCUGCCGCUGCUGCCGCCGCUGCUGCUGCAGCGGCGGCUGCUGCAGCAGCCUCCUAUGCAUUACAUCCUUCAACUGCAACCGCUGGACAUACGCAUUCACAAACGCACGUUCAUGCAGGUUCAAGUAGUGCGAUACCUUCAAGUCAACCCCAUGUACCCUCUUCUACGGCCAGUGGACUUCAUGGGCCUGGACAAGACUCCACCAAUUUCUCACCCGCUCAAGAUCUGUAUCCAUCACAGCAUGGUCCAAUAUCUCACCAAUUGCCAACUGAUGCAGUACGAUUGCCUACGAGUCUUAUGAGUUCAGGAUCUACUUAUGGGCUACCCAGUUCUAUGAGCUAUCCUAGUUCCUUAUUAUCACUACCAUCAAAUUCGGUAGCUCAUCAUCAAUUAGUACCGUCUCCGGUAUCAGGAACUUCUUCUGCUGUUACUUACCAACAACAAAAUAUAUCAACGCACCAACUACCGCCGACGCCUAAUUCUUUAGUUACGAUAAUGGGACCUAACUCAGGCAGUUCUAAUUCAGCGUCGGAUCAACUUACUACAGCCGAGCUCUCAGUUGGUUCCGUAUCACCUAUCCAACAUCAACAGCAACAACACCAACAACAACAACAUGGUGUUAACUCGACAUCAUGGAGUGCAUUGCCUCUUGUUUCUGAAAAUAGUGGUGGAUCUAGACUUAGUCUUCCAAGUCCGCCACCACCACCAGGAGCUCCAAGUCUUCCAAGCGGGAUGCAGCAAGUAGCUGCAGUUGCUGCAGCAGCACAUCUACACUCAGCUCAUCAACAUCAAGCUUUUGCCAAUCAUUAUGGUCAGAGUUUUCAGCAGCCAAGGCCAGCGUCUCAUCAACCUUUUUACAGCUGGUACAACUGACCAAACAUUGACUGAAAUUUUUUACUUUUAAUAUUCCGUAAAAUAUCAAUCUACAUAAUGUUUAAAUAACAAGAAAUACAAAUAAAUUAUGAUAAUAAUUAUAUCGACAAAAACAAGUCUGAUAAUAGGAGUGUUAGAAACUUUUGGAGUCAAUAGUUUUGUAAAAGUAGUAUAUACAUAUUUAAAAGUAAUAUUUUAAUUCAUUUAACUUCUUUGUAAGGUAAAAAAAACU
Messenger RNA from Ceratosolen solmsi marchali, 2127 nucleotides. Its product is annotated as protein gooseberry. The record is from RefSeq and is a predicted model, not a curated record. Gene Ontology annotation, molecular function: DNA-binding transcription factor activity, RNA polymerase II-specific; RNA polymerase II cis-regulatory region sequence-specific DNA binding. The transcript has 6 exons. Lineage: Eukaryota; Metazoa; Arthropoda; Insecta; Hymenoptera; Agaonidae. Gene Ontology annotation, biological process: anatomical structure development; regulation of transcription by RNA polymerase II. The coding region runs from base 243 to 1895 and encodes 550 amino acids.